Messenger RNA from Eruca vesicaria subsp. sativa (arugula), 1670 nucleotides. The record is from the annotation of a GenBank genome assembly. NCBI's taxonomy places the organism in Eukaryota, Viridiplantae, Streptophyta, Magnoliopsida, Brassicales, Brassicaceae.
AUGAUAACCAAAAUGGAUGCUUUUGAGAUUCAUCAACCGAGAGAGAUCAUGACUGCUCCUCUGCACAACUCCUUUAAUCCCAGGAGUGAAGAGUAUGUCGUGGCAGGGAAGUUUCCACGGCAGAGGUCAGUCUUUGAUUUGGACAAAGAAGGUCUAGCCCCUCUGCAUGCAGCUGCAGGAGCCGGCCAAGUAGAUACCGUGAGGGCAAUUUUGGGACUCGACAAGAAGCUUUGCCGGCUUAAAAGUAGAGAUGGAAAGACUCCACUUCAUGUAGCAGCGAUGAGAGGCAAAACCGAUGUGAUCAGAGAGAUUGUGUCCAGCUGUAUUGAUUGCUUAGAAGAUGAGACGGUUCAAGGUCAAACUGCUUUGCAUCUUGCUGUAAUGCACCAAGAGAUUGGAGCUGUGGUAGCCAUUGUUGAGUUGAUCACAGAGACGAAUCGAGAAGUGUUGUACAAGAAAGAUGAACAGGGUAACACUGCUCUUCAUCUAGCAACCUGGAGAAAAAAUCGACAGGUGAUUGAAGUGUUGGUUGAGGCAAUACCAGAAGACUCAAGAACAUUUGAGGUAAAUGCUAUGAACAAGAUGUGUCUCUCUGCACUAGAUUUGCUUGUUAUGUUUCCAAGCGAAGCUGGUGAUAGAGAAAUCUACGAGAAACUUAUAAAAGCUGGAGCUCAAAGAGGUCAAGACAUUGGUGGAACUACCACCAAUCUCCAAAGAACCACUUCUACUAAUUCCACAAGCCAAGAGAGGUCAUCAGAGUCACAUAGCCAUAAAGAUCUUGUCAAAUACUUCACAUUCAAAAAACACAGAGACUCACCAUCAGAGGCACGUAGCGCAUUACUAGUAGUGGCUUCACUCGUGGCCACAGCCACUUUCCAGGCCAGCCUGACUCCACCAGGUGGAACCUGGCAAGAUACCUACAUACCUGCGAGCGUGAACACACCAAACCAACCACCUCAUAUAGCAGGACAGUCUAUCAUGGGGACAUUUAACGGAAUAGCUUUCACUUUGUUUGUCUUCUUUAACACGAUUGGGUUCUCAGUUUCGCUCUCUAUGCUUAAUAUUCUCACACUAGGGUUCCCGUUGCGGUUCCAGCUUCAGAUUUGUAUGAUGGCUAUGUACUUUUCUCACAACACGGCCAUGACUAGUAUUGCACCUGAUCAUGUGAAGCUUUACUGUAUUCUCAUCACGUCUAUUCUUGCUGCUACCACUCCAGCUUUGAUGAGGUUGCUUGAGAAGCCUAUUGAGUGUAUAUGUUUAUCAUUAAUUGGUAACGAGGAGUAUUGUUUUCAUAGGAGUUUAAGUCAAACCAUGAGGUAUGAUGUUAUGCUUAUGGUUUUUUGUGUUCUCGCAUGUCUCGUUCUAAAUAAACCAAUUACAAGUCCAAAAAUAGCAAGUACUUUUAAGUUUGCAGUGGAAGCCAUAAAAAAUUUUGGAUGCGAUGUCGGAGACCAUUUUCCUGGAAAAUGCGGAACUAAUGUAAAGACUACAUGUGCAAACGAAUUUUAAAAAAAUCCAACAUUUUCCAAAAAUAUUGAAAUACUCUGUGACUGUACUGAUCGUAACAUCCAUGGUUCACCUCCCAGGCGUGUAUGUUCUUGUCAAUUGGAUUACAAAAUCUCUAUGACCAGAAUUUCUUUCUAAUAACUAUAUUUAUGUAGCUAAUAAUA